This is a messenger RNA of Trachymyrmex cornetzi, 896 nucleotides long. RefSeq lists its product as uncharacterized. NCBI's taxonomy places the organism in Eukaryota, Metazoa, Arthropoda, Insecta, Hymenoptera, Formicidae. The coding region runs from base 177 to 803 and encodes 208 amino acids. The transcript is spliced from 6 exons. The record is from RefSeq and is a predicted model, not a curated record.
CAAUUUAAUAAUAUAUUGCACAGAAGUAUUUUAAUAUCCAUUUCCAAUUAAACGAUACCAGUAUCCGUACUGUCAAUAUCCGUCGCCGAUAUUAGAAUCCACACACGACAGUUAAUAAGACAAACUAAACAAGAGAAUUGUACAGUCCUAUCAAAGAUUGUCGUUUAUUUUUAACAAUGAAUACUAAAGACAGCACCAAAUCAAAGCCUGCAAAAGAGGCUAUUAUUCAAUGUGUUGAAUCUUAUGCGAAGCAUCAACAUCUUUAUAAGUAUACCAUAAACGUGUCCGUGGACUACCUUCUCAAAAAAGCGAAAAACUACAUUAGAAAGAACGGAAAAUCUACAAUUGUCAUUCCUAAUUUGGAGAUAUUAGGACGUUAUUUAAAAAUAAGUAAUGGAACCUUGAGAGAUUUUUCAAAUCUGAGAAGAAUGGGAGAUGCAACUAUAUUCGACACAGGACGAACACGAAGUAUACGAGUUGGAUUUGGAUUUUCUACACUUAAAUUUAAGUGUAAUUAUGAGCUUACAAUUGGCUCCAGCACGUUCAGUGGCAACAUAUUCGCAGUUAUUAAUGGAUUAGGAAUAGCGGCGAAACUAAAUGUUGAUUAUGAUGAAGCAUACGACGUGAGUUUGGAGAACUUCCAAAUAAAACGUGGUCAAAUCAUUGUAAAAAUGACUGGUCUACUCGAUAGUUUAAUGAAUGUCAUAAGUCCAUUGAUUUCAUCAAUAGAUACUGAAUUGUACGACGUGAUCGAAGUUAUAAUCGGUAAUUACGUUAAAGAGGAAAUUAAAUUUCAUUUGUAAUUUGUAAUAAUAAUGCUUUUCAAUUAUAAUCACGCAAACCGUAUGAAUUAACAAUCUUUCAGUAAUGACGCGAUAAGUAUAGGUUUUAAAAAA